Molecule: messenger RNA, 930 nt
Organism: Trypanosoma brucei brucei TREU927
Lineage: Eukaryota; Euglenozoa; Kinetoplastea; Trypanosomatida; Trypanosomatidae
Product: superoxide dismutase, putative
Exons: 1
Coding region: 1-930 (309 amino acids)
Biological process (GO): superoxide metabolic process
Molecular function (GO): superoxide dismutase activity; metal ion binding
Source: RefSeq, a predicted model, not a curated record
AUGCGUCGCGUGGCUUCAUUCGCAGGCACGAUUCCGUUGGUAUCGCUAGUAAAGGGAGGGGUGGGCGAUCCGUUCCUUGGCACAGCGCUGCAAGCAUCAUUACGCAGCGGUUUAGUUAUGCACACACCGAAGGCCGACAUCGUGCUUGGGCGUUUCAAUUACAUGGAUCAAUACAAUGAAUUUCGCAACCGCUCUGGUCGGGCCCCCGAUUACUACGUAGAGAAGCACCGCGAUACUUACUGGCGUGUGGAUGAGUACAUUCGAAGAGCGGAGAAUUACCUUCAAUCACAAGGCUUUUUCUUCCUUCCAACGCUAGAAUUUCCGUGGUACAAAGGAUGUCUUCCGCUACUUUCUUCUUACCAGAUACGUCUGCACUACGGUCGUCACCACCGUAGCUACGUGGAGAAGCUUAACCAGCUGAUUGAAGGUACACCAUUGUAUGGACUGAACCUCGAUGAGAUUAUCGUACGCAGCCAUGGGGAUGAAUCUCUUGCCGGAGUGUACAAUAGUGCUGCGCAGCACUAUAACCACUGUUUUUACUGGAAAUGCAUACAGCCGUAUGGAAGCAACAUCCCACCGGACCUUAAGGCUGCUGUGGAGCAACAGUACAGUUCGGUGGAGGCAUUUCAAAAAACGUUUACUGACGCGGGGCUUGGGCUGUUUGGAAGUGGUUGGGUGUAUUGGGUAUAUGACAAACGAGGGUGUUGUUUUGAUGUUAUCGCGUAUAGCAACGCUGGGUGUCCGCUCACGAACGCUGAUCACGUGCCGUUGUUGUGUGUCGAUGUAUGGGAGCAUGCAUACUACGUGGACUAUGAGAACGAUAGGGCUCAGUUCCUCUCCAAGUAUUUCGAUGUGGUAGACUGGCACUGGGCGGAACGGCACUGGAAGCGGGCGACUGGGCAAGACUACUACGAGAUGAAGUUCUGGUAA